GGUUUCGGUGCUCUUCCUUCCAGUGAGGCUCGCAGAGCUCCCGGGCACGCGGGUGGCGGGGGCGGCGGCAGCGGUUAAAAGGCCCGGCCGGGCGGCGGCGGCCCCAUACCGCUCCCAAAGUUCAGCCGCUGUAGGAUCGUCAGUUUGUCUCUGACCACGGUGACGAUGUGGAAGCUGCUGGUGGUGACGGCGCUGGCAGCGCUACAGCUGGCCGACGGGCAGCACGUGCACAGCUACUACAAGUUCCCCGUGGCGCCCGGCCACGAGAAUGAGUGUCAGGACGACCAGACGGACAAGUUCUACAGCGUGGGCUCCUCCUGGGCGACCACCACCAACGACUGCAAGAAGAGCUCGUGCGUCAGAGAGGGCAACAGCCUCUUCAUCGAUCGCGUCCAGUGUGACCCGGUGGAUCAGAUCAUCGCGCAGCUGAAGGAGCUGUCGCAGACGCAGGAGGGCGGCAACAUCCUGUGCCGCCAGGCCAGCGGCGACCGGCGCAAACCGUUCCCCGGCUGCUGCCCGCGGCCGCUCUGCAAGAAGCGCGUCGGCAGCCGGCUGGUGCGCAUCCCGUCCUCCGAGUACCCCGUGCUGCCCGACCAGGUCACCUACUCCUAAUGGCCGCCGCGGGAGACGUCAUCAGAGGGGUGUGACGUCACGGGGGCGACAGACUGAUCUACUGUCGUGUCGUAAUAAUGAGUUGUGUUAUGGAAUACAAUCGUUGCUGGAAGAGA
Messenger RNA from Amphibalanus amphitrite, 728 nucleotides. RefSeq lists its product as uncharacterized. Lineage: Eukaryota; Metazoa; Arthropoda; Thecostraca; Balanomorpha; Balanidae. Bases 166 to 612 code for a protein of 148 amino acids. The transcript has 3 exons. The record is from RefSeq and is a predicted model, not a curated record.